Cucurbita pepo subsp. pepo (vegetable marrow) is the source of this 1709-nucleotide messenger RNA. The record is from RefSeq and is a predicted model, not a curated record. Lineage: Eukaryota; Viridiplantae; Streptophyta; Magnoliopsida; Cucurbitales; Cucurbitaceae.
UUUUUCUUCCAUCAUGAUCAUCAUAAUAGCAUCAAAAUUUAAACCCUUGAAUGUCCGGUAAAGGUAAUGCAUCUAGGGGGUCUUAGGCACAAAAUUUAGAUACCAAACUCCAAGCUUUGACAUGUGACAUGGAAUCACAAAUCUUUAAUUAUUCCCAUUCUUUUAACAGAGAGUAAGUAAGAAAUAAACUUGUGGACUGAAAACUUUCAUUAGGCUAAAAAUAAAGACGCAAUAGAGGGUGGAUAAAGUAAUUACAGAACAUAAGAAACUACAAAAAAACAUGUAAAGCCAAGGUGACCAAAAUAUUCGCUCAAAAAAACACGCCACCUAAAUUUUAAGGUUUUUUAAGAAGUUUCUCUAAAUUUAGGCACCCUUCGUUGUCUCUCUCAUUCUCUAUGAGGAAGAGAGAGAAGGAGGUAUUACCGCCACCACAUGAUGGCCCCAUAAUUCGCCUUAUAAAGGUGAAUUUGUUAUGUAUAUAAACACCACUGUAUUUGUCUAUUGUCAGAGGGAGAGCGGCCGCACUAGGAGUUGGCACCAAUGGCCCCUCUCCUCUCCUCUUUUUUUGUGUUCUCUCUUUUGCUUAUUGUUGUUUUCGUGCAAGCCGGUGAACGUAAGCCUCAAUUUUUCCAUUUCAUUUUCUCUUCUCUUCAACUGUUCUAGAAAAAGAAAACACUAUGGGUUUGUUUGUUUGUUUCUUUUUCUGGGGAAAUGGGUUCAGAAGGAAGGAAUUUCUAUCCUUUUAUUCCAGAAAUGGUUCUUCUAAACUGUAUUUAUUUUUUCCCUUCUUUUUUUUGGUGUGGACAGAUCAAUCCACUCCAUUUACUUAUAUGGGCCCGCAAGGACCUGAAAAUUGGGGAAGUCUGUGUCCAAGUUAUGCAACUUGCUCCAAUGGAAAAUCGCAGUCGCCAAUAGACAUUGUGACGAACCUCACUGCGACUAGCAAUUAUCAUCAGACACUAGUCAAAAGAUACACUGCUGCUAAUGCUACACUCAUCAACAAUGGAUUUAACAUUGGGGUGCAUUUUGAGAAUGGUUCAGGUGGAAUGGCUGUCAUAAAUGGUAAAAGCUACACCCUCCAACAAAUGCAUUGGCAUUCUCCAUCGGAGCACCGCCUCAACGGCCGGCUAUUUGCAGCCGAACUUCAUCUACUCCAUCAAGCAGACAACGGCAUCCUCUCAGUCAUAGGAAUCCUCCUCCAAUACGGCGAUCCCGAUCCCCUGCUCCAGCAGGUACAAGACAAAUUGGCGGCGUUAGCGAAUGGAACCGGCACCAACGAAGAGGUUUACGUUGCACUCGGAGACCUAGAACCAAAGCUCGUGAGGAAGAACAAAUAUUACAGAUACAUCGGCUCUCUCACCACUCCUCCCUGCACCGAGAACGUCAUGUGGAGCAUUCUCGGCACGACGAAGACGAUUUCGAAGGAGCAAAUAGAAGCUCUAAAGGUGCCAUUGGCUCCGGUCUACAAGAACAACGCCCGGCCAGUUCAGCCGCUUAACGACCGGAAGAUUGAGAUUUACGAGGAGUAGUCAAAUCUCUCUCUCUCUCUCUCUCUCUCUCUCUCCCCCUCUCUCUAUCGGCGCCAUCUUUUGCCGCUCAAUUAACCAUCGAUUUAAGCAAACGAGAAUUGUUUGGCUUGCGAACAUUUUAAAUUCUUGUACGGAAGGAACAAAAAUUCAUAAAUACGAUUCUAACCUUUCCUACUCUUU